AUGUGGCCUUAUCCCCCUCCUGCCUGCCACAUGGGGCAUCCCCUCGCCACCUCUUCCUGCCUGCAGAUGCUGCCUGGCUUGGCGCGCUAUGCUGAGGUGGCAGCGGGGGCGAUCAACCACGCGCUGCGCUUCACAGCAACAGAGACACAGAAGAAGUAUGUGUGGCCCGCACGCCACUACGCCAGUGACUCCACCAACCCCAACCUGCCCCCCAUGGGCCUCCGCCUGCGCCUUAAAAAGACGCGGGUGAUCCUACAGGCGCUCAAGACGUACGGCAUGAUGCUGGCUGACAACGGUGCGUCCUGGUACAUCUCCGGUGCGCCGCACGCCAAGUGGGACAACGACGACUUGCACUCGCUGCACCAAGUCCUGGGGAAAAACUACGAGGUUGUUGACAUGAGCUCCGUGCCCAAGAAUUAG
Molecule: messenger RNA, 420 nt
Organism: Closterium sp. Naga37s-1
Lineage: Eukaryota; Viridiplantae; Streptophyta; Zygnematophyceae; Desmidiales; Closteriaceae
Source: the annotation of a GenBank genome assembly